This is a messenger RNA of Coregonus sp. 'balchen', 10684 nucleotides long. The record is from the annotation of a GenBank genome assembly. NCBI's taxonomy places the organism in Eukaryota, Metazoa, Chordata, Actinopteri, Salmoniformes, Salmonidae.
AUGCUGAUUGCCGGAUUGAGAAGGGUCCCGGGAUGGCUGAAGCUGUUGGCCAGCCUAUGUCUGCUUCUUUGCCUUGUGGGGGAGACCGGGGCCAAGAGGGUCCCCAAAAUCCCCCGCUGUCCUGCCACCUGCUCCUGCACCAAAGACAGUGCCUUCUGUGUGGAUACCAAGGCUAUCCCCAAGAGCUUCCCCCCUGGGAUCAUCUCCCUGUGAGUACAACAUUGAUCCGUCUGUGUGUGUCUGUUCCUGUAUACUCUAUCUGCUUUUUGAUCUAUUCCUUACAUUUGAUUCCAAAAUGAUAAAACCAGCUGUUGAUAAUGUACAUACAGACUUACUAUGAUCUGUGAUGUCAUGCAUGGUUUUUACCAAUGACUUCAUCUCUCAUGGACUAGCCUGUUGACAUUACAUCAUGCAAACAUAGGCUACACUUUUAUACAAGAUAAUUUGGGGAGACACAGGAGAGGAGUGCUUCAAGAUAAUUUGGGGUUUUUACAAUAUAUUCUGCAAUGUCUACUCUGGUUACCAAAAGCUUAUAGUUCAUGUCUACAAAAUUGAUUUUUUUAAAACAGUUUCAGAUUAUUUUAUAUUAUACUAUGGUUUCUCAAGAGAGAAAUACAGUGUUUGUGCUCCUCAAGAACAUGUGUCUGAUAGAUUUUAAAGAGACAGAAAAGAUCAGGUUCACCAUGCCUGUGUGUUUUGACGGACAGGGCUAGGUCAGCUAAUAAAAGAUGACAAAUGGGCACUUUGUGCCCCUGUGCCUCAGUCUCUCCUCAUUCUUGGACAGAAGUCAGGGGGAGCUGGCAGAAAUGAGACUACAUUGAUUGGAGUAGAGCAAUGGGAUGUGCCAUGGCCCUCCUGGGAGAGACACUUACAAUAGAUUCACAUCUCACAGCAAAAGACCUGCGUGUCCUCCAAGGAACAGUAACCUUACGAAAGUUAGAUAGAUAGUGCGCAUUCAGUAAAUGGAACGCCAAAAAUGAAAUGAUAUAUACUCUGUCUGCUUACAUUUUCUAACACAAGAAUAUUGUGUUUACUUACAUUUUUGUCUAUAUUGACUCUGAAUGUAUUAUCUUUCUGUAAUCGAGCAUCAUGUUCUUGUUUUUAAAGAGCUUGGGGAAUUGAAGAGCACAAGCACUACAAGGUGGAGGUGGCCUCAUUUUAAAGUGAUAAAGACAUGAACCUGUGAAUAAGGAAACUGUGUCCUAGUUUUAAAAGAUUUUGUCCUUCUUGAAAUUCAAAUAGUAAGACAGAUUGAGCCACAGGAGCUCUUGCUAAAACAUCCCAUGCUGCAUGUUCAGUUCUGUCAAUAGAUUGACUGUGCCUGGGGACUGUGGAGAACAUUCCGAUGCAGGCCCCAUCCCCUCAUAUUGAUUAGGUGUGAUGCAGUACCACCAUCCCCAUCAGGGCCUAACGAUUCUUAUUUUAACAAAAAGUUAUGCUAAUAAACAUACAGAAUUCACAAACCUCUGUGGCUGACUGGCAACAUACAUACACUUUUAGCAUGGAGCAACAAGCCCUUGCGCACAACGGAGGGUUGGAUAAGGAUGAUGAAAUUGACUCAAUGUUAAUUGAUAGAGCCUGAAUGAUGAUAAGUUGAUUGUCUGUACUCCUCAGGACAAUGGUGAAUGCAGCCUUCACUACAAUCCCAGAGGGAGCCUUCUCUCACCUGAACCUUUUGCAGUUUCUGUGAGUAUUCAUGCCACAUCAACCCAUCCUCUCCCUUCCUGUCUGAGGUAGAGGAAUUAGAGCAAACAGUCUCAACUUAACUUCUGUGGUUUGGGUCAAUUAAAAUGCUAAACAUGUUCUCUCCAAGACACCAUCUUCUAUACAACAAAGAAAAUUCAGCUAGACCAAUCUCGCCUGUUGUUUUGGAGACCAAAAUCAAGAUAAUACAUGUAGUAAGUUGGAGGGCUAAACAUACACAUAAAGAUAACUAGAUAAGAAGUACAAGUCGUGAAGUAACAUUUGUUAGACAAUACAAACACUAUAAAUCUCUUGAAAUAAACUGUUAUUGAAAACAGUGGUGACAUGGCAGUAGUGAAAGUAAAGUGGCUCUGUAUCAGUGUCAUCGCCAAUGACUGACUCCCUUCAGUUCUCUUCUGUUUAAACAAUGGCUUAUCUGUCUACGCAGAUUCAAUGGAGUGUGUGUGUGUGUUUGUGUGUGUGUGUGCUUUCAUAUUUUGUGGUUUUGAGCUCAUAUUAAAAUGCCCAAUGCAGCUGUUUUUAUCUCAAUAUCAAAUCAUUUCUGGGUAACAAUUAAGGACCUUACUGUGAUUGUUUUAAAUUAAAAUGGUAAAAAAAGGAAACAAAAACAGCUUCUUAGCAAAGAGCAUUUUCUCAAGCAAGAAUUUUGCUAGGACUGUCUGCGAAUGGUCUGAGUGGGGAGGGGAAAACUGAAAACAUAUUGUCAAAGAGGUUUGGAACUCUCUUUCUUAUUGGUCUAUUAACUAAUUAACCGCCUGGUGAUGUCACCACGCAGGCCAAAACUCCAUCCCACCAAAACAGGCUGAAAUUUCAGGAGGUCUUUUCAAACAGCUCUUUCUGUAAAAGGGCAUUAUCAUCAUUUUCACGAUUUCACAGUAUUAUUCCAACCACAUAGUGUUGAAAUAUAUAAAACACAGGAAAAUGAUGUUUUUGACCGCACUGGGCCUUUAAAGCUGACCCAUACUAUAUUGAAUAGUUUAUCUGUUCCUUGAAAUUGAAUAGCUCUUCCUAUUUCCACUCCACUCCCAUUCAGGUGAUUUAUUUGUUACUGGAGGAGAUGCUUUGUACACUACCUGUGUCCAUUUGUAAUCCUGUGUAAAUAAAUACACAUUUACAGUACCGGUAUUGAUUAGCAUGUGUUUUAACCUCUCCAGCAGUAUUUUUCUGGACAUUUUGUUAAGUCAAACAUUUGAAAUGGAAAGUGAAACAGAUUUCAUUCCAGUGUUAUAAACCUUCUCUCUCUUUCUCUCCCUCUCUGCAGUCUGUUGAACUCCAAUACCUUCACUGUGGUGGCUGAUGAUGCCUUUGCAGGUCUGUCACACCUGCAGUACUUGUAAGUGUUACACUUUGUGCCCUUAUUCAACCACACAUAUACCCCCAACAAUCGUUCUGAGAGGAUGAGGUAGUGGUGUUACAAUGAAAGAUCCAGUCCUCAGCCAGACAAGUAACAUUGGAUAUUGAUCCUCCUCCUACCAAAGAGCCUUACUGCCUUUGUGGGGCCUGAUGAAGCUGAGCAUACCAUUUUGUUAAUUGAUGGGAAGUUGGGCACCAGGAAAUAUGAGGUUGCUGAUGCUAUCGCAUUUGCUGCUUUCCACAGAAGCAAUGCAUUAGGCUCCAUAAAGUGAUUGUGUGGCUCUGGCUGCAGCCCAGCCCCAGUGCUCUGCAUUGCCCAGCCAGCUCUACCCCGAGGUGGCUCCUCACUGUGAAUGCUAAUGAACUCAUGUCUUCAUAUCCAGUGCUGCUCAAUAUGGGAGACAGAAUGUAGGCUGGCUGAGCUCACACUGUGUAGCCCUGGGAUGCCUCACAGAUCCAGAAUGAAUACAGAGAAUGCACCUGUAGUCAAUUGUCACCUAAACUUUGAUACAGGGCUCAGGCAAUAUGUAUAUUUAUUACUGAACCCAUGUAGAGGCACCCUACUAAGUAUCUGAUGACGGGGCACUUUUGCCAACUGUCAAUUCUCGAUUUUAAGUAUACCCAAGACGUACAACUGUUACGUUAACUUCAUUAGAAAAAUGUGAGCCACAGCCAGUAAAUGGCUGUUUCUAGAUCCCCUCCCCCCUCCUCUUCACCACUUGGCUUAUCCUCAAUGUCAGUGCUGCUCUUACUGCAGCCAGUCCAGCGAGCAGCCAGGCCCAGGUCCAUUCCCAUUAUAGCUGCUUAAGAUUCAGGAAGCAGGACAUGGUCCCCUUGGUAACAGGCUUUUGAAUUAAAUAAAUAAAUGAGGGACAGACGGAGACACAAUUAUGAUAAAAGGUUCAAUAAGACCAACGUUACACUCUGAAUAUGGAAAAUAAGGUUGUGUACUAUGCAUGAUUGACAUGGAAAUGUAUUCAAAUUAUCUUGAUUGUAUUAUAUUGGCAAAUGACCCCGAGUUCUACCAGAAAGCAUGGUUUUUAUAAUACGAAUACACAUUCAUUGAGAUGCCACUGUUAAUAUAAAGAUGUCUGUCUGAAUCAUUCAUUCACUGGGUUGAUCUUGAUUAUUAUGAUUGCUUGCAUUUUUUCAGAAGUCUACUAUCUACACUGAGUAUACAAAACAUUAAGAACACCUGCUCUUUCCAUGACAUAGACUGACCAGGUGUAUCCAGGUGAAAGCUAUGAUCCCUUAUUGAUGUCACUUGUUAAAUCCACUUCAAUAAGUCUAUAUAAAGGGGAGGAGACAGGUUAAAGAAGGAUUUUUAAGCCUUGAGACAAUUGAGACAUGAAUUGCGUAUGUGUGCCAUUCAGAGGGUGAAUGGGAAAAACACAAUAUUGAAGUGCCUUUGAACCGGUAGAAGGUGCCAGGUGCACCGGUUUUGUCAAGAACUGCAACGCUGCUGUUUUUUCCACCCUCAACAGUUUCCUGUGUGUAUCAACAAUGGUUCCUAAUGUUUGGUGUACUCAGUGUAUGUGUGACACAGUACACUGCUCAAAAAAAUAAAGGGAACACUUAAACAACACAAUGUAACUCCAAGUCAAUCACACUCCUGUGAAAUCAAACUGUCCACUUAGGAAGCAACACUGAUUGACAAUAAAUGUCACAUGCUGUUGUGCAAAUGGAAUAGACAACAGGUGGAAAUUAUAGGCAAUUAGCGAGACACCCCCAAUAAAGGACUGGUUUUGCAGGUGGUGACCACAGACCACUUCUCAGUUCCUAUGCUUCCUGGCUGAUGUUUUGGUCACUUUUGAAUGCUGGCGGUGCUUUCACUCUAGUGGUAGCAUGAGACGGAGUCUACAACCCACACAAGUGGCUCAGGUAGUGCAGCUCAUCCAGGAUGGCACAUCAAUGCGAGCUGUGGCAAGAAGGUUUGCUGUGUCUGUCAGCGUAGUGUCCAGAGCAUGGAGGCGCUACCAGGAGACAGGCCAGUACAUCAGGAGACGUGGAGGAGGCCGUAGGAGGGUAACAACCCAGCAGCAGGACUGCUACCUCCGCCUUUGUGCAAGGAGGAGCAGGAGGAGCACUGCCAGAGCCCUGCAAAAUGACCUCCAGCAGGCCACAAAUGUGCAUGUGCCUGCUCAAACGGUCAGAAACAGACUCCAUGAGGGUGGUAUGAGGGCCCGACGUCCACAGGUGGGGGUUGUGCUUACAGCCCAACACCGUGCAGGACGUUUGGCAUUUGCCAGAGAACACCAAGAUUGGCAAAUUCGCCACUGGUGCCCUGUGCUCUUCACAGAGGAAAGCAGGUUCACACUGAGCACAUGUGACAGACGUGACAGAGUCUGAAGACGCCGUGGAGAACGUUCUGCUGCCUGCAACAUCCUCCAGCAUGACCGGUUUGGCGGUGGGUCAGUCAUGGUGUGGGGUGGCAUUUCUUUGGGGGGCCGCACAGCCCUCCAUGUGCUCGCCAGAGGUAGCCUGACUGCCAUUAGGUACCGAGAUGAGAUCCUCAGACCCCUUGUGAGACCAUAUGCUGGUGCGGUUGGCCCUGGGUUCCUCCUAAUGCAAGACAAUGCUAGACCUCAUGUGGCUGGAGUGUGUCAGCAGUUCCUGCAAGAGGAAGGCAUUGACGCUAUGGACUGGUCCGCCCGUUCCCCAGACCUGAAUCCAAUUGAGCACAUCUGGGACAUCAUGUCUCGCUCCAUCCACCAACGCCACGUUGCACCACAGACUGUCCAGGAGUUGGCGGAUGCUUUAGUCCAGGUCUGGGAGGAGAUCCCUCAGGAGACCAUCCGCCACCUCAUCAGGAGCAUGCCCAGGCAUUGUAGGGAGGUCAUACAGGCACGUGGAGGCCACACACCCUACUGAGCCUCAUUUUGACUUGUUUUAAGGACAUUAAAUCAAAGUUGGAUCAGCCUGUAGUGUGGUUUUCCACUUUAAUUUUGAGGGUGACUCCAAAUCCAGACCUCCAUGGGUUGAUAAAUUUGAUUUCCAUUGAUAAUUCUUGUGUGAUUUUGUUGUCAGCACAUUCAACUAUGUAAAGAAAAAAGUAUUUCAUAAGAUUAUUUCAUUCAUUCAGAUCUAGGAUGUGUUAUUUUAGUGUUCCCUUUAUUUUUUUGAGCAGUGUAUUUUGAGUGAUCCUCUCUCUCUGUAUGCCCAUCAGAUUUAUAGAGAACAAUGACAUCCACGCCCUGUCAAAGCAUACCUUCAGAGGGCUUAAAUCCUUGACUCACCUGUGAGUACAUCUUCUGCCUAUUUCUCUGUAAAUAUCAAUGGAAGAAUACUAAACUCAGCAAAAAAAGAAAUGUAAUCUCACUGUCAACUGCAUUUAUUUUCAGCAAACUCAACAUGUGUAAAUAUUUAUAUAACAAGAUUCAACAACUGAGACAUUAACUGAACAAGUUCCACAGACAUGUGACUAACAGAAAUGGAAUAAUGUGUCCCUGAACAAAGGGGGGGUCAAAAUCAAAAGUAACAGUCAGUAUCUGGUGUGGCCACCAGCUGCAUUAAGUACUGCAGUGCAUCUCCUCCUCAUGGACUGCACCAGAUUUGCCAGUUCUUGCUGUGAGAUGUUACCCCACUCUUCCACCAAGGCACCUGCAAGUUCCCGGACAUUUCUGGGGGGAAUGGCCCUAGCCCUCACCCUCCGAUCCAACAGUUCCCAGACGUGCUCAAUGGGAUUGAGAUCCGGGCUCUUCGCUGGCCAUGGCAAAACACUGUCAUUCCUGUCUUGCAGGAAAUCACACACAGAACGAGCAGUAUGGCUGGUGGCAUCGUCAUGCUGGAGGGUAAUGUCAGGAUGAGCCUGCAGGAAGGGUACCACAUGAGGGAGGAGGAUGUCUUCCCUGUAAAGCACAGCGUUGAGAUUGCCUGCAAUGACAACAAGCUCAGUCCGAUGAUGCUGUGACACACCGCCCCAGACCAUGACGGACCCUCCACCUCCAAAUCGAUCCCACUCCAGAGUACAGGCCUCGGUAUAACGCUCAUUCAUUUGAUGAUAAACGCAAAUCCGACCAUCACCCCUGCCAGUCCUGUCUGGUCCAGCGACGGUGGGUUUGUGCCCAUAGGCGACGUUGUUGCCGGUGAUGUCUGGUGAGGAUCUGCCUUCCAACAGGUCAACAAGCCCUCAGUCCAGCCUCUCUCAGCCUACUGCGGACAGUCUGAGCAAUGGAGGGAUUGUGCGUUCCUGGUGUAACUUGGGCAGUUGUUGUUGCCAUCCUAUACUUGUCCCGCAGGUGUGAUGUUCAGAUGUACCGAUCCUGUGCAGGUGUUUUUACAUGUGGUCUGCCACUGCGAGGACGAUCAGCUGUCCCUCCUGUCUCCCUGUAGCGCUGUCUUAGGCGUCUCACAGUACGGACAUUGCAAUUUAUUGCCCUGGCCACAUCUGCAGUCCUCAUGCCUCCUUGCAGCAUGCCUAAGGCACGUUCACACAGAUGAGCAGGGACCCUGGGCAUCUUUCUUUUGGUGUUUUUCAGAGUCAGUAGAAAGGCCUCUUUAGUGUCCUAAGUUUUCAUAACUGUGACCUUCAUUGCCUACCGUCUGUAAACUGUUAGUGUCUUAACGACCGUUCCACAGGUGCAUGUUCAUUAAUUUUGUAUGGUUCAUUGAACAAGCAUGGGAAACAGUGUUUAAACCCUUUACAAUGAAGAUCUGUGAAGUUAUUUGGAUUUUUACGAAUUAUCUUUGAAAGACAGUGUCACGAUCGUCAUAAUGAGUGGACCAAGGCGCAGCGUGAUAUGCGUACAUCUCUUUAAUAGUGUACUUAGCAACACGAUACAAAUAGCAAAACAACAAAACGAAACGUGAAGUCCUCGGUCAUACACAAACCUACACGGAACAAGAUCCCACGAAUCACAAGUGCACAAAAGGCUGCCUAAGUAUGGGUCCCAAUCAGAGACAACAAGCAACAGCUGAUUCUCGUUGCCUCUGAUUGAGAACCACCCCGGCCAACAUAGAAACACAUAACCUAGAACAGAACAUAGGAAACGAAACAUAGACACUACACAAAGAAACUAACACCCUGGCUCAACAUACAAGAGUCCCCAGAGCCAGGGCGUGACAGACAGGGUCCUGAAAAAGGGCUGUUUCUUUUUUUGCUGAGUUUAGUUAUGGAUUGCAUGGACAUGUUAUGACAUUAAAAUUAAUAUCUGUCUUUUGUAGUUCUCUGUCAAAUAAUAACCUGCAGCUCCUUCCACGAGAACUCUUCAAAUAUCUUGAUAUUCUGACAGACUUGUAAGUACACAUAUUUUUGAAAGGGAAUGUGGUAUCCUUAUCAUCAUUGGUUUCAUCUUGUGAUUUUAGGUUUUUAAAACAAGUAACUAUAACUUAUUAGUAUUACCAUACUAUGUUAUUACCCACUUUAUGAAGUGCUGUAAUUUAAAGUGCUACUGAGAAUCCUUACUACAGAUAGUUUUCUAAGAACUGUGUCAUGGGUGGACAAUAAUUAUAUUUUUGAUGUGUUACCCAGAGACCUGCGGGGUAACUCUUUCCGCUGUGACUGUAAAAUCAAGUGGCUUGUGGACUGGAUGGAGAAGACCAACACCUCUGUCCCGGCCAUCUACUGUGCCAGCCCAUUUGAGUUCCAAGGCCGCAGAAUCCAUGAUCUCACCCCACGAGACUUCAACUGUAUCAGUGCAGGUUUGCCCCCAAUUAUUUUAAAAUUAAUUAAUUUCACAGGACAUCAAGGCACUUAAUUUACAGGUUGAUAAUCCUCAUCUCUCUCUUCCCCUUUAGACUUUGCAGUUUAUGAAACUUUCCCUUUCCAUUCUGUGUCAGUGGAGUCCUAUGAAUUCAACGACGAUCAGUUUGUGGCCUUCGCCCAGCCUGAUACAGGGUUCUGUACACUGUUUGUAUGGGAUCAUGUGGAAAUGGUCUUCCGGAUGUACCAUAAUAUAACAUGUACGUUUCUUCCAUGACUCAUGCCUUCUAAAAAUAAGUAAUCAUGCCACAAGACAACCAAUGCAUUCAACUGUUAUCACUUAAUUAUAGACCAAGGGAAUUUACAUUGUAUCUUGGAGCAAACCACUUCUUUAAGUCCACAGAGGAGACUGAAGUCAGCUAAACCUGCUACUUUUUGCAUCUGUGUUUCUCCUAGCUCGCUCCGCUGUCUACUGCAAGCCUGUGGUGAUAAAUAACACUCUUUACAUGGUUGUGGCUCAACUUUUUGGAGGAUCCCACAUCUACAAGUGAGACUUAUUCCAAUUCCCAUAGGCAAUACAGUGUCAUUGACUUGUUCAUUUUCUUAGCCACAAAUUGUGUUAAAUGGAUACUUCGGGAUUUUGGCAAUGAGGCCCUUUAGCUACUUUCCCAGAGUCAGAUGAACUCGUGGAUACCAUUUUUAUGUUUCUGUGUCCAGUAUGGGAGUUAGAGGUAGUUUCGUGAGCCAAUGCUAACUAGUGUUAGCGCAAUGACUGGAAGUCUAUGGGUAUCUACUUAAGGUUAGAUGUUUGUGAUGAUGAUUUAUGGAUGGCUGACCUGAUUGACACCUUCUUUUCAGGUGGGAAGAGGACCCACAGCGAUUUGUGAAGAUCCAGGACAUUGACACCACACGUGUGAGGAAACCCAACUUUGUUGAGACCUUCCAGCUGGAUGAUGAGUGGUACUUUGCAGUGGCAGACAGUUCCAAGGCAGGCUCUACAAGCAUAUACCGCUGGAACAGCAACGGUUUCUACUCCCACCAAUCCCUUCAUCCCUGGCAUCGUGACACCCAUGUGGAGUUCCUAGAUGUGGAGGGGAAGCAGCGUCUCAUUCUCUCCAGUGCCUCCCAGCCCCCAGUGGUUUACCAGUGGAACCGCAGCCUGCGCCAGUUUGCCUUUCAUUCCCAAAUCACUGAGACUGCCGAUGUGCAGAUGGUCAAGCAUUUCUGGGUGCGCAAAGUUCUCUACCUCUGCCUUACACGCUUCAUUGGCGACUCCAAGAUUCUCCGCUGGGAGGGGCAGCGCUAUGUUGAGAUUCAGACCCUGCCCUCACGUGGCUCCAUGGCUGUGUAUCCAUUCACUGUGGGCCCCCGCCAGUAUCUCCUCCUAGGGAGUGAUUUCUCCUUCUCUCGAGUUUACCUGUGGGACGACCUUACCCAGCGCUUCCAGCCCUUCCAGGAGCUCAACAUGAGAGCACCCCGGGCCUUCAGCUUGGUGUCAGUGGACAACAAAGACAUCCUGCUGGCAGCCAGCUUCAAAGGCAACACCCUGGCCUACCAGCACCUAAUAGUGGAUCUCAGUGCCAAAUAGACCAAACCAGUCAGAUUCUCUGAGACCAUUCAUGAGUCUGUUCUGUUCUUAUGGGGCCCGAUUCCAACUUAGGAAUUUACGCCUUUCCUACACAGUCUUUCCUAUGCAUUUCUUAGUAUUUUGUAUUCAGACGUACCUUAUUUAGUUGCGUAAUGCGCUCUGCAGGUGUGGCUACCUUGCACACUCUGAAUAAAUGUCAUUCAACCGCUGAAUACCCUCCCACUUGCUAGCCAUCAUAUUUUCUCGUGGAGUUUUCAUUCAAUAGGGUUUUCAGUACAUUUAUCUUAAAUCAUCCGUUUAAAUACAGUGCACCUUUUAGUUUGAAUUUUGUCGACAGACUCGAGAGAACGGGUUCAGAAUAUUAGGGAUCAAUGAAAGAAAGCACCAAUUGGUAGAUG